AAAAUAUUUUUCAUCGAGCAACUCUACGGCUGGCGAGGCAUGGAUACGGGAUAUUACGGCUCAGAAAGCUCAGACGAACUGUCGAAUGCCGAAUUAUCUGAGCCCGAAGUGCAGGAACAGGAAGAGGAGGCACCAACAGAGCCGGAAAAGGUUACCUGA
Gongylonema pulchrum is the source of this 159-nucleotide messenger RNA. The record is from the annotation of a GenBank genome assembly. NCBI's taxonomy places the organism in Eukaryota, Metazoa, Nematoda, Chromadorea, Rhabditida, Gongylonematidae.